Molecule: messenger RNA, 2781 nt
Organism: Pocillopora damicornis (cauliflower coral)
Lineage: Eukaryota; Metazoa; Cnidaria; Anthozoa; Scleractinia; Pocilloporidae
Product: elongation factor G, mitochondrial
Biological process (GO): mitochondrial translational elongation
Cellular component (GO): mitochondrion
Molecular function (GO): translation elongation factor activity; GTP binding; GTPase activity
Source: RefSeq, a predicted model, not a curated record
GUCUGUUAAGUGCUGUGGUUUGUAAUCAUUAGAAACUGUGGCUAAUGUGGAUGACACUCUUGCGGAGAUGUUUCUGGAAGAAAUACCACCAACAGAGGAACAAUUAAUUGCUGCCAUUCGCCGAGCGACCAUAAGGAGAUGCUUCACUCCAGUUUUUGUUGGGUCUGCACUGAAGAACAAGGGGGUCCAGCCUCUCCUUGAUGGUGUUGUGGAUUACCUGCCUGAACCUUUUGAGGUGACAAAUUUUGCCUUGGAUGCUGAAAAUGCUGGAGAACAAGUGGAGAUGAGCAGUGAAAGGAGUUCUUCUCAUCCCUUCGUGGGUCUGGCUUUCAAGCUCGAGGCCGGAAGAUACGGUCAGCUGACUUACCUCAGAGUGUACCAAGGCUUGUUAAAGCGAGGGGCUUAUAUCGUAAAUACUCGGACCGGGAAACGCCUUAAGGUGCCAAGGAUCGUCCGAAUGCAUUCGGACACUAUGGAGGAUGUUCAAGAGGCUGGUGCUGGCGAUAUAUGUGCCUUAUUUGGAGUGGAAUGUGCAUCUGGAGACACUUUUACUGUAGAAGGAGCCAAAUCACUCUCUAUGGAACCAAUUUUUGUUCCUGAUCCAGUUAUUUCGCUCGCUGUAGAGGCAAAGAACAAGAAUGAUUUAGCUCAGUUCUCCAAAGCUCUUAGUCGAUUCUCUCGUGAAGAUCCAACAUUCAGAGUGAGUUUCGACGAUGAAAGCAAGGAGACUAUCAUUUCUGGAAUGGGAGAGCUUCAUUUGGACAUAUACACCGAGAGAAUGCGAACAGAGUUUAACUGUCCUGUAAUAUCCGGUAAACCCAAGGUAGCCUUCAGAGAAACAAUAAGCGGAAAGGCCACGUUUGAAUAUCUUCAUAAAAAGCAAACAGGAGGAGCUGGUCAAUAUGGCCGAGUCAUCGGCAGAAUCGAGCCUAUGCCACAAGAAUCCCUCACAGAGCUCGAAUUUGUCGAUGAAACUGUGGGCAUGAACAUCCCCAAGAAUUUCAUUCCCUCUAUAGAAAAGGGUUUCCUAGAAAUUUGCGAGCGUGGCCUUCUCACAGGGCAUAAGCUGGCUGGAAUUCGUUUUGUCCUUGAAGAUGGAGCGGCUCACGGAGUGGAUUCCAGUGACCUCGCUUUCAGACUUGCAGCCAUGGGAGCCAUGAGAGAAGCGUUUCCCAAUGCCUCUCCUCUGAUUCUGGAGCCAAUCAUGUCAGUGGAGGUGAAUAUCCCCCAGGAAUUCCAGGGAGUGGUGAUUUCAGGCCUUAACCGUCGACACGGUGCAAUCACUGGCACAGAUGCGGCGGAAGGUUAUGUUACAAUUUAUGCCGAGGUUCCACUCAACGACAUGUUCGGUUACUCCACCGAUUUACGGUCGCAAACACAGGGAAAAGGUGAAUUCACAAUGGAAUACUGUAAAUACUUGCCCGCCUCACAACAAGUACAAGCGGAGCUGAUAGAAAAAUUUAACGUGGAGAGACUCAAGAAAGCCAAAAGAUAGCGUACGGCUAAGCUAUCAUCCCUCCCCUCCCUUGGUUAUUUUUUGUCACUACUUCCGCUGGAACUUACUUUUGUGGUUGCGCAUCCUGAGAUUUAAUACAAGUGGCUUUACAAAAAUCAGAACAUUAAUUCGAUAUCAAGAGUGAUAUAUUUAUUUUAGCGUUUACUGUUAGCCAGAACUAUAUUCCUGUUUUAAGAAAAGGGGAGUUUCUCUUUCCCUGUAUUUUUGCUAUGCUUUUUGUCCAAUCAAGUUUGUGUCGAUCAUUUCGAAGCUUCAAUAUUCCCCACGGGCAAUCCGCCCCCCUUAUAUUUGAUUUUUGAAGAUUGAUUUGUUCAAAUUAUCACUGCCUGGGGGCAAAAACUGUGCUCAAAUUAUCUAUCCAAGUGCCGGAUUUGAUGGUCAAUUUUUUUGCAAAGGGCGAAAUCGGCGACAGAGAAUUUCAACGCGCUCGCGAAAGUGGAACGUUUUACACCUCCAUAUUAAAAGAUAUGAUAUACCAGUAUUGCGAUGGAAAGACUUGACACUCUUGGUUCAAAUUUCCCACCUCAGCUAGGUAACGUUCCACCUCUCGAGCACGGACAACGGUCAAAUCCCCGUGAGUUGCCUAGGAAGGGAUGUUGAAGCUGAGUGUUGAAGCUGCUGAGAAUGAUCUUGUCGACAUAUAAACUUACGUGACACAAUAUUUCAGUCCGAUUUCCAAACGGGCGAGGUUUAUCAAUCGUAAGUAGAUAAUAGAGAUUUAGAUUGUGACUAAAAUGAUCAUGAUCACGCGGUUAAUGACCUUUAUUUCAGAAAAUUUUAAAUAUCUCACGCAACCUCGUUGCUAGACCCCCGUUCCGUCCGACGAUUCCCAAGUGACCUUGGGACUUUCCGUAGGUCACGUGCCAGACCGAAGGAACAAAAGACUUUUUUCUUUUUUUAAUUAAACUCUAGAUUAGUUUUCAUAGUGGGCAUGGCGCAUAUGAAAGUAUACAAUGACUCAUGGAGCUGUUUUUUUGUGUGCGUCAAGAAAGCUGAAAGCGCCUCGAAAAUUGCGUUUUUACCGAGCUAGUCGCUAUGGUCUUCCUCAGCCGCGUUUGGAAUGUCGCUCUGCGUCCCCUCCCUAAAAGAACAUUGCGCGUGACAUUUCAAAGAACAGCUGCCAAAUAUUGUUCGAAUUUCAAAACGAAUCAUCAAGACGAGUCAUGAAAGAACAAGGUCGCAAAAUGAAGUGCAUAAUAGAAAGUUUGUUUCUUUUGCUGACCUAGUUAAAAUAUUUUGCUUUUAAAAUAAACAGUUGAACAAUG